Folsomia candida is the source of this 1765-nucleotide messenger RNA. RefSeq lists its product as uncharacterized. Gene Ontology annotation, biological process: triglyceride biosynthetic process. The record is from RefSeq and is a predicted model, not a curated record. Gene Ontology annotation, molecular function: diacylglycerol O-acyltransferase activity; long-chain-alcohol O-fatty-acyltransferase activity. The transcript is spliced from 5 exons. Bases 55 to 1635 code for a protein of 526 amino acids. Gene Ontology annotation, cellular component: plasma membrane. Lineage: Eukaryota; Metazoa; Arthropoda; Collembola; Entomobryomorpha; Isotomidae.
GAACGCAUUCCAUUUUCACAUUUGAUUCCACAUGGACUAUAAAAUAAAGUAAUAAUGGAAUUAAAUCUAUUCCUAAAAAUUUUCGCAACGAUUGUUUUCACUCCCGUGCUUCUGUUUGUUUCAAUCAUUGGAUUUCUGCUGUUCAUUCUUCCUUUACUAACAUACCGGGCGAUUAUAUCAGUGCUUGCAAGAUGUUUCAUGUCGAGGCAAUUACGACAAAUGGUGUCGCCUACGAAUGCCAUUAUGGGAGCAGAAGAUAUAUUCGGCGUCAGCUCAUUUACGUCCUUUGCCGCAAUAGAGUUAUCAAUCCCAUCGCCAGGAGUUGAUUACAUUUCGCAUUGUGUGGAAAAGAAUGGUUUGGAAGUAGUAAAUUCUGCAACAGGUGCUCUUUUAUAUCCUGAAUUGAAAGAAACGGUAAAGUCCUGGAUGGGGUUUUUGUUUUGGACUCCUGCACUAAACUUCAAUAUUCGCAAUCACGUCUACUGCUCUAAAGAUCUUAACCUUAGCCUCCCGAAAUUAAAAACUGAAUCUAACAACGCUCUACAACUAUACAUUUUACAUCUCGUCAGAGAAAAGACUUGGGUACCAUCAAGGCCAUUAUGGGACUUUAUUAUAAUUCCAAACAUCCCCAAGAACCUUUUGAGUCCUGAUACUUCCAGUAAAUGUAAUGAACAACUAGGAUCCAUCCUUCUAUUUAGAAUGCACCACAUUUUAGGCGAUGGAAUUUGUAUUUUCAAAUUUCUGAGUAACAUUUUUGGAUUUUCACAUGUACUGCAAACUGCUGCAAAAUCAAACUUGCAUGCUAAUAAGAACAGCACGUGUCAAGGUAUCUUUCUGCGAAAGCUUAUAUUUUGCCUGAGGAUACCAUACGAUAUUUUGGGUGAAUUAUUGAGAUCCUGUCCUAGUCCGGGGAUUAUUCCGAAAAUGAACGACCGGGAUGGAAAAGGAUCACGCUUGGUAGGAAUUGUUUCAAACGAUAUUCCUGUAUCUAAGAUAAAGCAAGUAAGGCAAUUGCAUCAAGUGGACUUCAGUUCUGUCCUCAUUGCAAUAUUCGCUGGAGGGAGUCGACGUUUCAUAUCUAAAAUUGGAAAUGGUAUCAAAAAUCUUCCACUGGAAGUGGAAAUUAUGUUCCCUUUGCCAAUGCCUGGCCAUCCAUCCUCGCUUACAAACCAUAUUUCACACGGUUUUAUCAGAGUUCCAAUUUCUGAGCCCGACGGAAUGAAAAGACUGCAACUUAUUCACCGGAGAAUUAUGGCUUUACGGAAAUCCACCUUGCCAUGGACCACAUUCUUUCUUUUAGGACUAGUCGGGUCUUUGCCAACGGUGCUUGUAACCUUGUUGAGAAAGUUUGGUGGUCAAUAUGGACCGUCCCUGAUUUUUACGAAUUUAUUGGGACCUGCUGAGCCGGUGAAAAUAGGUCAAUUUUUCGUAUUAGGCUUACGGGUGGGUUCGAAUGCUCCAGUGGAUGCGCCAUCAGGAUACUGUCUUAUGGCGAUUACAUACAAUGGGAAUGCAAGAUUGACAGUGGGAGGAUUGAGUAAUUAUCUGUCUAAUCAAGAAGAUGCUCAAGAAUUUCUUAAAGGUUGCCUCGAAGAACUAGAUGUUUUGGCAAGGGAUGAGUCAGCAAUAGUGUAGUAUCAGUAAUAAUAUAUUUCAGCUAAAAUUAGUACAGUCAAGUUUAUAAAUAUAUGUAAGUAAAUAUAAGUAUGCAUAUAUUUAGACAACGCUAACUACUGUACAAAAAAAUACACAUUAUUGGCAUAUA